Annulohypoxylon truncatum is the source of this 1776-nucleotide messenger RNA. RefSeq lists its product as uncharacterized. The coding region runs from base 299 to 1258 and encodes 319 amino acids. The record is from RefSeq and is a predicted model, not a curated record. NCBI's taxonomy places the organism in Eukaryota, Fungi, Ascomycota, Sordariomycetes, Xylariales, Hypoxylaceae. The transcript has 2 exons.
UAUUCCGGGGAUCGUCGAUCCGUUUCAGAUCGCGUCUCCCGACAGACUCCAGCCUACGUGGUCAAUCUCACGCGAUAUCCAGGUUCGCAGGUUUUAACAACAAUAUUAUUCUAUAGGGAAGACCGCGAGAUAAUAACCUAGCCCUACCUGCUGAAGACCCAAAUUACGUUUGCCGUUAAUAGAAUAAUUAAUAUCGGUUCAGAGCCGCCCUGAACUCAUGUUGAGCAGCUGAGUUCACUCACUUUCAUACCUAUUAAAUUUCAGCACUCAAACAGCCUCACCUCGAAGGCACGCCAUCAUGGCUAUAUUCUCGGCAACACUACGAAGCCAUACCUUUUCACCGAUGCUCUCAUUAGCAGGGAUAUCGCGCUCCCUACUAUUCUAUUUCUUCAUCUUAGCUGCUAUUCACGGGACGUCAUCUUCGCAGCAAAGAAUUACAUCCCCACACGAUACCUGCAUGACGCAAGACGCCCCAAAUCAACAUGCUCAACAAUACCCGGAAUUCGUGAGCGGGAACCUCAACGGGACCACAUUAAUAGUACCUAUCUCUUUGAAAACCGCCCGCCGGCUCAUCCCCAAAGAAUACGGCAUCGCCGAGGCAGCGUACCGAGAACUGCUACCUUCGUUUCCUAAGGGCAUGUACCCCAUGAUGGCGCAGAUCGUGCACGACCACGACAUACAACUCCCUAUAUACAACGCCUCGAUAGCCGACUUCUCACGCGCAUCCCUCGAAUUCCCCUUCGUCGACAUAUUCGGCGACGGCCGCUCGUCCUUCCGAUGGGCCAGCACCUUCCUCAUCUCCUCCAGCAACGCGCUCGCCAUCCAAGGCGCGGAGGGGUACGGCGUGACCGUGCACCCGUCGACCUUCGACCCGCCCUGCGACGCGUACGCCGCGCUGCCCAACGGCGCGACCUACGCGCACAGCCAGGCCGCGCCCAACCCCAACCCCGGCUCCAACUCCGCCGCCAAGUUCAUGUCCAUCGUGGCCAAGCCCUCGCCUAACCGCGUGCCGUACCCGCUCGACUUCGUCCGCGCCGUCACGAACCAGCCUGUGUUCGCCAACGCGCAGGCGUGCGAUUACUUCGUCAGGAUGUUCGAUACCCCGCUUUCGAGCGCCGCGACGCCUGUCGUUGCUGAUGUGAGCGUCGACCUCGACCCGUUUCGCGGCCCCAGGAGCUGGCACGGCGUGUACGGGUGGAGGGUGGCGACGCCGUUUUUGGAGCCUUUUAUGCCGGAGGCGUGUGUGAGGGCGGGGUGAGCUGGGGAAGUUGGGGUGUAGGUAUCACACGGUUGUUGUGUGCUGAGAUACUUUAUCCGGUUGGUUCUUCUAAGCUUCUAGAAGCUUUCUGGAUCUACAUACCUGGGGCGAGUUCGAGUUGGUGAAUCUUGCUCUCACGGGGAGAAAAGCACGGCCACUCUUAAGCUCCGGUUGUUCGGGUCAUCUGGGGAAUGAGAUAACUCUACCAUGGACCAGUUCACCUUACUAUGAAGGGACUUCUUGACCGGUCGGGCCGUUAUCACGCGGGGUAGAGGAGGGUGUACAUCGCGCCCAAGACGUUAUCUCAGCUCAGGCCGAAGCUAAGUCGCGAAAACGCAGUUAGUCGAUUAAGGUAUCGACGUGUUAAGCCUCGCGAUGAAAUAGCCAAGCAUUCAGAGCAAUGCGUUGGUCAUCUUCUCGCAGAGGUACGAUACAGACCCGCCACGCCUAUGAUGUUAUAAAAUGUCAUGGAUCCAGGGGUCGAGUAUAUUUACAAUAUAGUUAAAUUUAAUACUCUA